AUGAAUACUUUCUAAACAAAAGUUCUUUUAUUGCAAUUUCAGUGUGAGAGGGUCUAUCAAAACUUUUACUGAACAUUUUUACACAUGAGACAUACAGAUUCUAUGUAACCAGGGGCGGCUCAACCGCGAGGCAAAUAAGGCACUUGCCUGUGGCGCCAUGCUGUAGGGGGCGCAGCCGAGGCGCAACACCCGCCUCUUCUUGCCUUUGGCCUGGGCCCGCCUUUGUGCGCAGGCCCAUUUUCGGGGCCUGUGGCCGCUUUCGGGGCCUGUUGCCACCUUCGUGGCCUUCAGAGGUUGUGAGGUCUGUUGGAAGCUAGGUAAGUUUUUGAAGAAAUCAAAAACAGAAUGAAUGUAUUUGGACCCAAUUUGAACUGUCAUAUCUCAAUACAGUGGGAUCUUGGGAGUUGUAGUUUGCACACUUUGGCAGAGAAGGCUGAAGACCUUGUGACAUUAUGGUUUCCAGGAUCCUAUAGCAUUGAGCCUUGGAAGUUGAAGUGGCGCCAAACUGUAUUUGUUCUACUACUUGGGGCCGGGCUGUGGCGCAGGCUGUUGAGCAGCUGCAAUAAAUCACUCUGACCAUGAGGUCAUGAGUUCGAGGCCAGCCCAUGGCGGGGUGAGCACCCGUCAAUUAAAAAUAAAAUAGCAACCCGAAAGAUAGUUGCAUCUAUCAAGUAGGAAAUAAAGUAUCACUUAUAAAAGUGGGGAGGCAAGUUUAACUAAUUUACGACCUGGAAUGGGGAAGUGCCGUCAGAGUGGAUGAUGAAGCAGCUGCUCCCCCCUGUGGCCAGAAUCGAACAUCCCCUCAGAAGAAGGUUAAAUUGCCUCUGCGUCUGUCUGUCUCGGUCUCUGUUUGAUGUGUUUAUGGGCAUUGAAUGUUUGCCCUAUGUGUGUAUAAUGUGAUCCGCCCUGAGCCCCCUUCGGGGUGAGAAGGACGGAAUAUAAAUACUGUAAAUAAAUAAAUAAUAAAUAAAUAAGGGUAGGGGCACCCUUAGGAAAACUGCAACUCCCAGGAUUUCAUAGCAUUGAGCUAAUGCAGUUAAAGUUGUGUCAAGCUGCAUUCAUUCAGCAAUUUUGGUGGGUCCUUAAUAUCCUUCAAACCUAAACAUCCUCGAGUCCCAUAGCAUUGAGUCAGGGCGGUUCAAGUGGGGCCAGACUGCAUUAAUUCUACAAUGUAGAUGGCCCAUUAACCUCUCACAGACCUGUAAAACCUAGGGUCCCAUAGCAUUAAGCCAGGGCAGUUCAAAUUACAUUCAUUCAAUAGUGUAGGUGUACCCUGGUUUCAUGAAUGGGGAAACAUAGUGGAAAAUACAGUAUUUCAUUGCAUAAUAGUCUCCACCGCAUAAUAGUCUCAAAGCCAUUUUUCCGGGUGCCAAAAAUAGUAUUUUUGUUUUCCUCACAUAAUAGUUGCGCCCACAUUUGGGGCUGAUGCUCAUUCCUUCAUUCCUUCAAUAAUAAUAAUACGAGGGCUAUCCGGAAAGUAUGUUACAUUUUGGAAUUAAAAAUUAAUGAAGUAUAGGAUAAAAUAUUUAUUAUAUGCAGUUAAAAGCCAUACUUCAAUAGUACCUUUAAACAUAGUCCCCAUUCAAAAUUAGUCCCUUUUCAGAACUAUUAAUGAGUUUAGAAAGUUCCUACCCUCUGCAGUUUCCCGCCGAGUCCUGAAACUCAGCCAGCUGAAGAAUGAAUGCAGGAGGGAGGAGCAAACAAAUCACCCGUUCUUGCUUAAAGGUACUAUUGAAGUAUGGCUUUUAACUGCAUAUAAUAAAUAUUUUAUCCUAUACUUCGUUCAUUUUUAAUUCCAAAACGUAACAUACUUUCUGGAUAGCCCUUGUAACAACAACAACAACAACAACAACAACAACAACUUAUUUUUACAUCCCGCCUCCGUUUCCUCAAAGGGCUUUGGGGCAGCUUACAGUCUUCUCUCUUUUAUUCUUCCUCUGAGGCCUUAAGUCAGUUUUUAAAAACCUGGAAUUGGAUAUCGGAUCUCCCCUCCUUCCUCCUUUCUCCAAAGAACCCCAUUCCAGGUUUUGUAAGACGUCUUCAAGGCCUUGGAAGAAGGAGAGAAGAGCGAAGCUUCAAAGAUAACCGGGUUAUAGUUCUUAAACUGAUUUGCUUUUUGAGAAGGAAGGCAAGCAGGCAGGCAAGCAGGCAGACAUGCAGAAUCAGCCCCAAAUGUCCCUGCAAUGUAAAAACUAACAGGAAUGGAGCUGGAUCAUCCCUCUUCAUCCUCCCCAUUCAGACGCAAGGCAAUUUGUUUUUUUAAAAGAACACCAACAAAAGACAGAGAAUCAAAGGCAGAUGCUGUUUCCUCGCAUAAUAGUCGCACUCUCUUUAUUUUAAUGAAAAAGGCAACAAUUAUAUGCUGAAAUAUGGCCCAGGUCUUGAGUUCAUGCUUCUUCGUAGCUCACUCACAAGACGCUGGAAACGUGACCAUCCGCAUUGAAUUGCUCCCAAAGUACCCAAAGGUCGGAGACUCAGUUAAACUCAUCCCGGAGUUGACGGAUUGGGCCGUGACCUCCUGCCUGUGGCUCAGGAGCUUCGGCACCCACAACUAUCGGAUCUUCUUGCACGAGUUCCAGCCCAACGAUAAGAUCACGAAAGGAGAUGGCCAUGACGGGAAGCAGUUCCUCUUGCAGUACUGUGACUUGCUCAUCACCAAGCUGAACAUGAGGGACAUGGGGUUCUACAAGAUCAUCAAGACCACCACCGGGGAGACUGAGAUUGGAGAAGCCUUUCUGCAGAUCCUGGAAGACACUGAAGUGGUCACUCCUUCUCUAGAUCCGCCCAAACGAAAGGAGAGGGUCGACACCGUGGUCACCGUGGCAGGCAUCCUCGUCGGCUGCCUGAUCGGGGCCGUCUUAGUCGUCAGCCUGAUCUCUUGCCAGAUCACAAAACAACCGGAAGGCUUGGGUUCUGGAGAAGGUAGAAGCCCUCAUUCAUCAUCCAAACCUGGGAGCCAGCCAAGACUAAGCAUUCAUACCCUUGGACCUGGACCUGCACCCCAACCUGGGAGCCAGCAGAGACUAAGCAUUCAUACCCUUGUACCUGCACCCCAGAGCCAGCAGAGACUAAGCAUCCACAGCCUCGGACCCGUACCUACCUACACCUGAGUGAAAUCAGCCCAGGUGUCCGACCUGCAUCCCACCUGGAAUCCACCUGGACCCCAUGGACUUUCCUCCCAAGACCCUAAGAAGACGGAAAAGAAGAAGAAGCUCCAUCUUCCAGGAUCACCUCCCAAACAUCUUGACCAUACUUUGCACCCAUCCAGGCCCCUUGUUGCCCGGAGAGAAAGACAAACCCAUUAUAUAUCCUCGGAUGGAAUAAAAUCCUCCAGUGUCCACCA
This is a messenger RNA of Anolis carolinensis (green anole), 3343 nucleotides long. RefSeq lists its product as uncharacterized. NCBI's taxonomy places the organism in Eukaryota, Metazoa, Chordata, Lepidosauria, Squamata, Anolidae. The record is from RefSeq and is a predicted model, not a curated record. Bases 2370 to 3110 code for a protein of 246 amino acids. The transcript is spliced from 8 exons.